This is a messenger RNA of Folsomia candida, 785 nucleotides long. RefSeq lists its product as uncharacterized. The record is from RefSeq and is a predicted model, not a curated record. NCBI's taxonomy places the organism in Eukaryota, Metazoa, Arthropoda, Collembola, Entomobryomorpha, Isotomidae. The transcript has 3 exons. The coding region runs from base 115 to 687 and encodes 190 amino acids.
UCCGGGGAUGGUAAUAUUUAUAAUUUACAAUAUCUUUUACUUGAGUAAAAAAAAGUUGUUGUCCAACAGAUUAAUCAAGAUUUUGCUGUACGACAUCCUGGCGCAGGUGAAAUUAUGCUUCACAUGUGGGACUCAAUUUCGCAGCAAAUUUGGAAGUUUGCAAAAAAUGCAAAAACAGACGCUUGUAGGGAAAUUGGAAUUAUCUACAAUAUUAAUGAUUGGUCUGCAGAGCAAAUAAAUGUUGGGUCCCUAAUUCUUCUUCCGUAUUUAUUGUCAAAAUCUGCGUACUCUAAAGUUAACAAGAAACGGCGAAAAAUUACAGGCGGGCAAUCUUCAGAAUUUUUCAUUAAAUUUGUGAAGUCAAAUGACGAUUUGGAAGAAUUUAGAUUGUCAGAAUCGGUGAGAAAGCAGCCGUUUGUUUUAUGUGUUGGAAACUUGAAGAAUCUGGAAAUUCAACAAGCUUACGUCAUGGUCGAAAGGCACCUAAUUUUUGCAGAAUCCCUCGUGAAAGCAGUGGACAUUUGUUUCAAAAUAUUCCACGUUCUGCAGCUACAAUUUCCAGAGGAAUGCUCUAGUGUAUGGUGCUUUUUUGACCAUACAGUCUUUCGAAUCAAGGAAAUUAAGUCGCCAUCAUCGUCAGUUUUGUUUCUUGGAUCCCAAAUUAAUUUGGAAAAUGGAGAAAAAUAAAAUAUACUGGUUUAGGAUUAAUUAAUUUAACAUAUUUAUGUGUGUUUACGAAACUUAAUUUUACAGUACUUACGCGAAAUAAGCAAUAUUCAUUUUCA